AUGAAUACUCUAUACAUAUUUGCAGACUACUUGUUUACCAAAAAUCAUAUUCAAAAGGCCUAUUCAUUAUUUACUAUUAUAACACAAUGUUGUGACACUUCACCUCCCGUUAACACUCUAAGUUUGCUAAAAAGAGCCGAGAUAUUGUCAUUUUUGGGAAGACAUGAGCAGGCCAUUAGUAUCACUGAACAUGUUAUACCAGUAAUUAUGGGUAAAAUUCAAGGUGUUGAACAUGCACCAGUAUCACUUACACGAGAUGAAAUUAUCAAUAGCUAUUUUGUCAUUUGUUUUAAUAUUUACUCUAGAUUACGUUUGGCCCAUUAUAGAAAUAGACUGGAAUAUUUUGCUGAUAUUUGUUUAAAAAGAGCCUAUACUUUCACUCGUCAUUACAAAACUUCAUUUUUGACUACCUAUGCAUUAUAUUGUUUUGAAAACAAGUACUUUAUGGUGGCUUCUAAUUUAGCUAAAAUGGCACUAGGUGAGGCGAUACUUUUAAACGAUGACCAUUCAAUCAGAAUAGCUUCGAAUAAUGUAUCGUUUGUUUCAUCAUAUAACAACAGUCAAUAUUUGAAGGAGAAUUAUGAAAACUAUCUAUCAGAACUCAAACAAUCCAAAGACAACCUUGGAUGUCAAAGUCGCUUUUACGGUCCUAUGUUAAAUUAUGAAAGAUAUUUAGUACAAAAUAGGUCAUACAAGGAAGCAUUUAUCGUCAAAAUGUCAAUGACAAGAUUUAACUGUACAGAUUUAGACAGCGUAAAGGGAUUUUUCAACACUCAAUCCAAACUUGAUCCUGAUUUGUGCAUCAUUGCAUAUAGUUUUUUUAAUGAUGAUUUGUAUAUUUAUACCAUCAAGGGCUCCAUUGUUAAAGUGAAACGACUUGAUUUUGAAGUUAACAAAUUAUUUUCUGACCCAUCAAACUAUACACAAAAACAUCUCCAACUGUUAUAUUCUAAAUUGAUAGAACCUAUCGAAGAAGAGUUAAAACAUGAGAUUAUUAUUCUGCCUUCAGAUGGUGCUGAAGCUUUUUUUCCAUUUUUUGCACUGAGAGACAAAGAUGGAAAUUUUUUGAUUGAGAAAUACAAGAUAUCAUUUUCCACAUUUCCACCCACAAAGAAGGUUGGAAAGGAUAAUAUAAAAACAGCAUGUAUUCUGGAUUCUGAAGAUUUGAAACAUUCAAUUCAUGAAUCUAAUAGCAUUAAAGAAACUCUAAUGGGCCGAGGUGUUCAGUGUUACUCUAAAGCUGAGAACCUCGAAGAAUGCAAUGUUGUUCACUUAGCUAUGCAUUCUAACGCAACAAGUGAAUUGAUGGAAGGAGAAAAUUUUCAAGAUACCAUACUUUCUUGGCUAAAGGGAAAUGAGUUUAUGGCAACAGGACAAUUGUUUAGAAAUGGAAAGCAAUUUUUACAUGCAACUUCUUUUGGUGAGAAAUGUUUAUCCAAAAUCAAACUCGUGGUAUUUUCUUCCUGUAACUCUGGUAAAGGGAAAUAUGUACCAGGAGAAGGAUUAUUGGGAUUUGUUUAUAAUGCAUUGAUUUCAGGUGUUGAUUGUGUUAUUUCAACGGGUUCUGAAGUAAAUGAUGCUUACAUGAGAAUACUUAUGUCCGAUUUCUAUAAGUGUUUGACAACAACAAACAUGGAUGUAGGAAGUAGUAUUCGUAGUGCCAUUCUACAAAACAAAAAGAAAAAACAAGUUUGGGGUUCAGUUAACACAUGGGGCAGCAUACAAGUAUGGGGAUAUUUGAACCCUUCUUUUGAAAAUAACCAUUAA
Naegleria gruberi is the source of this 1767-nucleotide messenger RNA. RefSeq lists its product as uncharacterized. The record is from RefSeq and is a predicted model, not a curated record. The transcript has a single exon. Bases 1 to 1767 code for a protein of 588 amino acids. NCBI's taxonomy places the organism in Eukaryota, Heterolobosea, Eutetramitea, Acrasida, Naegleriidae.